Molecule: messenger RNA, 6946 nt
Organism: Colossoma macropomum (tambaqui)
Lineage: Eukaryota; Metazoa; Chordata; Actinopteri; Characiformes; Serrasalmidae
Gene: arfgef1
Product: ADP-ribosylation factor guanine nucleotide-exchange factor 1 (brefeldin A-inhibited)
Exons: 40
Coding region: 102-5708 (1868 amino acids)
Biological process (GO): regulation of ARF protein signal transduction
Molecular function (GO): guanyl-nucleotide exchange factor activity
Source: RefSeq, a predicted model, not a curated record
UCCUUCCAACAUGGCGCAGGCAGGUUGCUCAUGGCUGAGCUGAGUACUCUCUGCUCCUCCCGCAGGCCCUUCAGCUGGACUCUAACGUCGCCGCCCGAGACAUGUAUGAGGGCAAAAAGACCAAAAACAUGUUCCUAACCCGAGCUUUGGAGAAGAUACUGGCCGACAAGGAGGUGAAGAAGGCUCACCAUUCGCAACUGCGCAAAGCCUGCGAGGUGGCGUUGGAGGAAAUUAAAGAAGAAUCAGAGAAGUUAAGCCCACCUGCUGGAGACAGCAAGUCAGGUUCCAGUACUCUGCCCCCCAUCAAAUCUAAGACCAACUUCAUCGAAGCAGAUAAAUACUUCCUGCCAUUCGAGUUAGCAUGUCAGUCAAAAUGUCCGCGCAUCGUGAGCACAUCUCUGGACUGUUUACAGAAACUCAUAGCCUAUGGGCAUCUGACAGGCAGUGCUCCAGACAGCACGGCCCCAGGAAAGAAACUCAUCGACAGGAUCAUUGAGACGAUCUGUGGCUGUUUCCAGGGGCCACAGACCGACGAGGGAGUUCAGCUACAGAUUAUAAAGGCCUUGCUGACCGCAGUGACCUCCCAACACAUUGAGAUCCAUGAGGGCACAGUGCUGCAAGCUGUGAGAACAUGCUACAACAUCUACCUGGCCAGCAAGAAUCUCAUUAACCAAACCACAGCCAAGGCCACUCUCACCCAGAUGCUGAAUGUCAUCUUUGCCCGCAUGGAGAACCAGGCACUUACAAAUCACAAGAUCAGUUGGUCUUUGGCAUCCAGAAAGCGUGACCGUCAGCUCCAGGAGGCUAAGCAGAUGGAGAGAGAGAGGCACCGGCAGCAUUCUCCGCUCAGCCAGCAGGAGCCUGAAUCGCCCCAGCUGCAGCCGGACACCCCGGCCAAAGGCCACGAGGCUAACGGAGGGCAUCAGGGCAGCAAAGCCGAGCAGCAGGGCUCGCCUCCCUACGAGAGUCCAGAACCGGAGAAUGGCUCAGACUUUGGACCCGCAGAGAACGAGCAGACGGAGGCAGACCAGGCCACAGCCGCAGCCCAGAGUGCCGCAGAGCAGGGCACAGAAGCUACUGAAGAAGAGGAGAGUCCAAAUUAUGAAGAGAAAGCUCAGGAGAUCGUACAGAGCAUAUUGCAGGAGGUUGUUAACACAGUAGCUGGAGAUGCCAAGGGGAAUGGGGGAGGUGAGGCAGGGCCAACAGAGGCCACGUCCAACUCUCUGGAGGAGGAGGGCUGUCUGGGCAGCGACAAUGAGAACGUCCACGCUAACGGCAUUCCAGGAACCCCCAUCUCUGCCAGCUUCACUCCGUCCCUGCCCGAUGACAGGCUGUCCGUCUCCUCUAACGACACUCAGGAAUCUGGUGCGCCUACAGGGCCAGCGCCGGGUGCAAAAUUCUCACACAUUCUGCAAAAGGACGCUUUCCUUGUGUUUCGCUCCCUCUGCAAGCUGUCCAUGAAGCCUCUUUCGGACGGUCCCCCGGAUCCAAAAUCGCAUGAGCUGCGCUCCAAGGUGCUCUCGCUGCAGCUGCUGCUGUCCAUCCUGCAGAACGCAGGGCCCAUCUUCAAGACCAACGAGAUGUUCAUCAACGCCAUCAAGCAGUACCUGUGUGUGGCGCUGUCCAAAAACGGCGUCUCCUCCGUCCCAGAAGUCUUUGAGCUCUCGCUGUCCAUCUUCCUCACCCUGCUGUCCAACUUCAAAACCCAUCUCAAGAUGCAAAUUGAGGUGUUUUUCAAAGAGAUUUUCCUGUACAUCCUUGAGACGUCCACAAGCUCGUAUGACCACAAAUGGAUGGUUAUUCAGACCCUCACUAGAAUAUGUGCUGAUGCCCAGAGUGUUGUGGAUAUCUAUGUGAAUUAUGACUGUGACCUGAAUGCUGCUAAUAUAUUUGAGAGAUUGGUGAAUGACCUGUCCAAGAUUGCACAGGGCCGAGGAGGCCAUGAAUUGGGCACGACCCCACUGCAGGAGCUCACUCUAAGGAAAAAAGGCCUGGAGUGUCUGGUCUCCAUCCUCAAGUGCAUGGUCGAGUGGAGCAAGGAUCAAUACGUAAACCCUAACUCGCAGACCAGCCUCGGCCAGGAGAAGCCUUCAGAACAGGAGUCCAAUGAGUCCAAGCACCCGGAGACCAUUAACCGUUAUGGGAGCAUUAACUCUCUCGACUCCACUGCCUCCUCCGGCAUCGGCAGCUACAGCACGCAGAUGUCCGGCACAGACAACCCAGAGCAGUUUGAGGUCCUCAAACAGCAGAAGGAGAUCAUUGAGCAGGGCAUUGACCUGUUCAACAAAAAACCAAAGAGAGGCAUCCAGUACCUGCAGGAGCAAGGCAUGCUGGGAACCACCCCUGAGGACAUCGCUCAGUUUUUACAUCAGGAGGAGAGACUGGAUUCUAUUCAAGCUGGUGAGUUUCUGGGAGACAACGAUCGCUUCAACAAAGAAGUGAUGUAUGCCUAUGUGGACCAAAUGGAUUUCCAGGGUAAAGACUUUGUGUCGGCCCUGCGGAUGUUCCUGGAGGGCUUCCGGCUCCCUGGAGAAGCCCAGAAAAUCGAUCGCCUGAUGGAAAAAUUUGCUGCUAGAUAUUUAGAGUGCAACCAAGGGCAAACACUGUUUGCGAGUGCAGACACAGCGUAUGUCCUUGCUUAUUCAAUCAUUAUGCUGACUACAGACCUCCAUAGUCCACAGGUGAAGAAUAAAAUGACAAAAGAGCAAUACAUCAAGAUGAAUAGAGGGAUCAAUGAUAGUAAAGAUUUGCCCGAAGAGUAUUUGUCAGCUAUCUAUGAUGAAAUCGCUGGGAAGAAAAUAUCCAUGAAGGAAACAAAGGAAUUAACACUCAAAUCAAAUAAACAAAGUGUGGCCAGUGAGAAGCAAAGGCGGCUGCUUUACAAUGUGGAAAUGGAGCAGAUGGCAAAGACGGCUAAGGCUCUGAUGGAGGCAGUGAGCCAUGUUCAGGCUCCGUUCACCAGCGCCACUCAUUUGGAGCAUGUCCGGCCAAUGUUUAAGCUGGCCUGGACGCCGUUCUUAGCAGCAUUCAGUGUGGGCCUGCAGGACUGUGAUGACACCGAGGUGGCUUCUCUUUGCCUGGAGGGUAUCCGCUGUGCCAUCAGAAUAGCCUGUAUCUUUACUAUUCAGCUGGAGCGGGAUGCGUACGUGCAGGCUCUGGCUCGCUUCACCUUGCUGACAGCCAGCUCGGGAAUCACUGAGAUGAAGCAGAAGAACAUAGACACUAUCAAAACCCUCAUCACAGUGGCUCAUACUGACGGGAACUAUCUGGGAAAUUCCUGGCAUGAGAUUCUAAAGUGCAUUAGCCAGCUGGAGCUGGCCCAACUCAUAGGGACAGGGGUGAAGGCUCGCUACAUAUCUGGAACCGUCCGGGGUAAAGAGGGCCUCAUCACCAGCACCAAAGAGCAGACUUCAGACGAAUACCUGGGCCUCGUGGGGGGGAAUGUAGAUAGAAAGCAGAUUGCCAGCAUACAGGAAUCCAUCGGAGAAACCAGCUCCCAAAGUGUUGUGGUGGCUGUGGACAGGAUAUUUACAGGAUCCACUAGAUUGGAUGGCAAUGCUAUCGUUGAUUUUGUACGCUGGCUUUGUGCCGUAUCGAUGGACGAACUCGCCUCCCCGACGCACCCUCGCAUGUUCAGCCUGCAGAAGAUUGUGGAGAUUUCUUACUACAACAUGGGCCGUAUCAGGCUCCAGUGGUCCAGAAUCUGGGAGGUGAUCGGAGAUCAUUUCAACAAAGUUGGUUGUAAUCCCAAUGAGGAUGUCGCUAUCUUUGCUGUGGAUUCGCUCAGGCAGCUAUCCAUGAAAUUUUUAGAGAAAGGAGAGUUGGCCAAUUUCAGGUUUCAGAAGGACUUCUUGAGGCCGUUUGAGCACAUCAUGAAAAAGAACAGAUCGCCCACCAUCAGGGACAUGGUGGUCCGUUGCAUAGCUCAAAUGGUGAACUCUCAGGCAGGAAAUAUCCGCUCAGGCUGGAAGAACAUCUUCUCUGUCUUCCACCUGGCAGCGUCCGAUCAGGACGAGAGCAUCGUGGAACUGGCGUUCCAAACCACUGGACAUAUCGUCACGAAUGUAUUCGAGAAGCACUUCCCUGCCACCAUCGACUCCUUCCAGGACGCCGUCAAGUGUCUGUCAGAGUUUGCCUGUAAUGCUUCUUUCCCCGACACCAGCAUGGAGGCAAUCCGUCUGAUCCGCCACUGCGCCAAAUAUGUCUCUGACAGGCCUCAGGCGUUUAAAGACUACACAAGUGAUGACAUGAAUGUAGCUCCAGAAGAUCGGGUGUGGGUCCGAGGCUGGUUCCCCAUCCUGUUCGAACUCUCCUGCAUCAUCAACAGGUGCAAGCUGGAUGUCCGGACCAGGGGUUUGACAGUAAUGUUUGAAGUGAUGAAGACUUAUGGUCACACUUAUGAGAAGCACUGGUGGCAAGACUUGUUCCGUAUCGUCUUCAGAAUUUUUGACAACAUGAAGCUACCAGAGCAGCGAACUGAGAAAGCGGAGUGGAUGACCACCACCUGUAAUCAUGCACUUUACGCCAUUUGUGAUGUCUUCACGCAAUACUUUGAGUCUCUCAAUGACGUUCUACUGGACGACAUCCUCUCUCAACUCUACUGGUGUGUGCAGCAAGAUAACGAGCAGCUGGCCAGAUCGGGCACCAACUGUUUAGAGAACGUGGUCAUCCUGAACGGAGAAAAGUUCACACCGGAGACAUGGGACAAAACUUGCAACUGCAUGCUGGACAUCUUCAAAACCACCAUCCCCCAUGUGUUGUUGACGUGGAGACCGGCAAGCGGGGGCGGAGAUCACAUGACACAGCUGGAUUCGGACAGACAGCUGGACUCCAUAUCCCAGAAGUCUGUGGACAUCCAGUCUCGAGCUGAAGAUCAGCAGUCCAUCAGCAGUAUGGAGAAGGCACUGGCAGAGAACCGGAGACACAGUCAGUUCAGUGUGGCUUCAGAAGCCCAGGAGCAGCGGCUGUUCGCAGCGUUGCUCAUAAAGUGUGUGGUGCAGCUGGAGCUCAUUCAGACCAUCGACAACAUUGUCUUCUUCCCCGCCACCAGCAAGAAAGAGGAUGCUGAAAAUUUUGCGGCCGCACAGAGAGAUGCUCUGGACGCUGAUGUGCACGUGGAGACUCAGGACCAGGGAAUGUACCGCUACCUGACCUCUGAGCAGCUGUUCAAACUGCUGGACUGCCUGCUGGAGUCCCAUCGCUUCGCAAAGGCCUUCAACUCCAAUAAUGAGCAGAGAACUGCCCUGUGGAAGGCUGGUUUCAAAGGGAAGUCGAAGCCCAAUCUGCUGAAACAGGAGACCAGCAGCCUGGCCUGUGGGCUGCGGAUUCUCUUCCGUAUGUACACGGACCCCAGCAGGCAGGACGCUUGGGAGGAGGUGCAGAGACGCCUACUCAAUGUAUGCAGUGAUGCUGUGGCCUAUUUCCUCACCCUGACGUCAGAGAGCCACCGCGAGGCCUGGACCAACCUGCUGCUCCUCUUCCUCACCAAAGUGCUGAAGAUCAGCGAUGACAGGUUCAAGGCGCACGCCACCCGCUACUACCCUCUCCUAUGCGAGAUCAUGCAGUUCGACCUGAUUCCCGAGCUGAGAGCAGUGCUGAGGAAGUUUUUCCUUCGGAUCGGGCUGGUGUUCCACAUCGCUCAGACUCUGGAGCCGGAGCAGGAGCUGAGCUCAGAGCCCUCCAGCCCUCAAACCCCACAGGAGGCCUAAAGACGUCCCUCACUGAGCUGAAGUAAUCAGAAGAUCCCUCGUUUUAUCUGCCGUCCAACUGGUUUAGGAUUCUAAUCUCUCCAAAAGAAGGGCAAUAGGGAAGCCCAGGAAAUGAUGGGACUAUCAGUGAGCUGAAGAACGUGUUGAAGGUACUGGUAGCAUCCCACCACUUCUGCCAGGGUCUACACUGGACUAUUCGAGAUGAUCCUGGGACAGAAACCACAUCCCAUUACUGGACAAAAAAAAUGACCAGGGCUUUGUACAAUAGACUCAGAAAUCAUCUACAGGAUCAUACUGGUGAUUAUAACAGCUAUUUAAUUACUCGACCUCUGAGAACCUCAGAAGGUUCAGAUAUAUUUCAAAACGGUGUGUUUCUUGCUUUGUCUUGACAUUAUCUUAAAACUGUCUGAAUGAAAAAAGGUUUCAGCAUCAAGCAAACGAUCAGUAGUUAAAAACGAAGAGUAAUGUCCGUUACUCAAUGAUUCUAACGCCCUUUUUUUUUUUGUUUGUUUUUGUCUUUUGCACCGCUAAUGGCUAACAUUAGCAUGAAUAGCUCCUUGGAUUAAAUUAGAUGUACAGAAAAAAGCAGCUUUGUAAUAUAAUCUCAUAACACUAGACUUUAUUUCUGAAUUUUUUUUUGGUUUUCUCUGAAUUUGCUGCACUUGUUUUCCUUUUCAAAUGCACUGGAGAUUUUUACUUUUGUGAUAAUUUAUUUAACUAUGCCAUCUCUCCCAGGUUGUCUGAGAUUUCUAAUUGAUAUCAACUAUAUAUAUUCUAUUAUAUAUAGUUAAAUUAUUCCAUUUUAUAUGUACUGAUGCUUUUUUAAGUAAACACAUGAAGAAGGCGACAACUGGGAUACUUAAGAAAAAAAAAACUGGAACUUGAAAAAAGAAAAAUUGCAACCUAAUGUGAGCUGCAUCUGAAUCACUGGUCUAUAUAUCCCUCUGAAGUAAGCUUCACUGUAUGUGUACAAAUUUAAAAAGCUAAUAUAUUUAAAUCUCUUUGGUUCGGGGAUGGGCUGUAUUGUAUAGAACAUAACGAAUAACGUUAGUUGCGCUUUAAACUGUUGGUGUAAGGAUCUGAAGCAUUCCUGGUUAUGGUGAAGACGUGUAUAAUGGUACAGCACUGUAAAGUUUUCUAUGUGGAAUAAAUGAUCUGUACAACUCUGUACAAUACUGGUUAUCAUCCCACACAUCCUAAUCAGGUCAUAGGUCAAUAAAGUUUUUGAACUUGGUUUA